Molecule: messenger RNA, 978 nt
Organism: Seminavis robusta
Lineage: Eukaryota; Bacillariophyta; Bacillariophyceae; Naviculales; Naviculaceae
Source: the annotation of a GenBank genome assembly
AUGGAAUCGAUCAAGCCCAAGGGGCCUUCACGCCCAAAGAAAGCAAAUUUUCGUAAAGGCUCUACGGUAAUUGUGAAAUCAGGAAAGAAACCAGCAGUGAUCAUUGAAGCAGUUGGACUUCGGAAAUGGAGUAUACGACAGGUCGGCACAAAUGGCAAACUGUUUGGACCAGCAGUAGAGAAGACGUCACAACAGCUCCGGCAUCCAACGGUGGAGGAAGAGUUUUCUCUGGAAGAGUCUGCACCGGAAGAGGCUCCACCAAUGGAAGAGGCUCCUCUGCUGCCCGGGUCUUCGUCUUCGUCUUCGUCUUCGAGUAAUGGUCCUUCGUAUCGAUGGGAAACACAUCUACAAAUCAAGUCCAAGGCAAUCGAAACAGUACUCGACGAUGAUGAUGCCACCGCAAGCGUGGCAUCGGAAACUGAUUCAGUGUCUGAUGGGAUUGAGGAUGACCCAGACGAUGUACAAGAAGAAGUUCCAUACUUCUUGCAUGAUGUGGAGUAUGGUGAAGAGAUCGCUCUCGAACCCAACGAUUUAGUUGUAUCAAGAGGGAUUGAAUUAGAUGAGAGCAAGCACAAAGCAAAGUGGGAUCAGUACAUUCUGGAUAAGGAGCAGCUAAUUGCAGACAAAUGGACGGUGCAAAGAAAGCCACCACACGGCCAUGGUUUGGAGAUUGGAUCCAUGGUUGCAGAAAGGCGCAAGGGAGGAAGAAAAGGUCUCAUUGUUGGAGACGACCGUGAGGAAGAUGGAAAACCCGCGUGGACAGUUAUGUUUGAAGGAGAGCCUGAAGCAACCUCUAACAUACCGUCAACAAAGCUAAAAGGAGUCAAAGAUGAAAGGAUUUUCACGUGGGAAACUGUUCGAGACUCUGUGCCUGACGAUCCUGUGGAGGAUCAACCUUAUUCAAUGAGUGGCGUCGUUGGAUUUGACUUCAGUCGCAUCUUUGGCCAGGAAACUGGCAAGACCAGCUCCGGUGCUUGA